GCCCCCUAGAGUUCUUCAAGACUAGUACACUCUUCGUUGUUUAUGUUUUGUACAGCAACACAUUUGGACUUUGAAAGGCUGUUGUCUGUGAGGCUUGGAUAGCCUGAACCACAAGUACCCGGCCAAAAAAUAAAGAUAUGUUUUGAGUGACAUUGCACAAUACUGCUCAGAAUGAACAGCGAGGAAGAGUUCUACGAUGCAGAGACAGGUCUCGAAUCAGAUGAGGACUCUUGUGAGGUCAAUUUUGAAGAUGCCCGAGUGUAUGACAGCAAGCAUUCAUCCAAUGACAGCACACCUCAGGCAAAUGGAGUGUGGGAGCGCAGGAAAACCCUGCCUGCUCCAAUGAUCUCCAGAUGUGACUACAGUGUGUGGGGCAUACUAAAGAAAUGCAUUGGCAUGGAGCUGUCCAAGAUAACGAUGCCCAUCGUGCUCAACGAGCCCCUGAGUUUCCUCCAGAGAAUGUCAGAGUACAUGGAACACACUCACCUCAUCCACAAAGCCUGCACCCUGUCAGACUCCAUAGACCGCAUGCAGGUGGUAGCUGCUUUUGCAGUUUCUUCUGUGGCAUCUCAAUGGGACAGAACUGGAAAGCCAUUUAAUCCGUUGCUGGGGGAGACCUAUGAACUCACACGUGAGGACGAGGGGUACAGGUUGAUCUCAGAACAAGUCAGCCACCAUCCACCUAUCAGUGCCUUCCAUGCCCAGUCUCUGAAGCAGGAGUUUGAGUUUCAUGGCUCCAUCUACCCCAAACUCAAGUUCUGGGGCAAGAGCGUGGAGGCGGAGCCUAAAGGCACCAUGACACUGGAGCUGCUCAAACGUAAAGAGGCGUUUACAUGGACAAACCCUCUCUGCUGUGUACAUAACAUCAUCAUGGGCAAACUCUGGAUUGAGCAAUACGGAACUGUGGAAAUAGUCAACCACAACACGGGGGACAGGUGUGUGUUGAACUUCAAGCCGUGCGGCAUGUUUGGGAAAGAGCUGCACAAAGUGGAGGGCUACAUUCAGGAUAAGAGUAAGAAGAAGCGACGUGUGCUGUAUGGGAAGUGGACAGAGUGUAUGUACAGUGUGGCGCCUAAGGUGUAUGAAGCCAACAAGAAGAAGGCCGAAAAGGGAGAUGCUAAGAAAAAUAAACCGGAGCAAAGUGCUGGAAAACAGGAGACUGAAGAUAUGCCUGGGGUUCAAGAGACCGUCUCUGUGAUAACAGGAAGUGCCUUACUGUGGAGAAUAACCCCACGACCUGCACAUUCUGAAGAGAUGUAUAACUUCACCAGCUUCACCAUGACACUGAAUGAGCUGGAGCCUGGUAUGGAGAGGCUGUUGGCACCCACAGACUGCCGUCUACGACCCGAUGUCAGAGCAAUGGAGAAUGGAGACCUGGACACAGCAAGUGUAGAGAAGGACAGGCUAGAGGAAAAACAGAGAGCUGCACGCAAGGAAUGUUCCAAGGAUGAAGAAGAGUGGUCAACCAGGUGGUUUCGGUUGGGAACAAACCCUCACACAGGAGCCGAGGACUGGCUGUACACAGGGGGAUAUUUUGAUAGAAAUUACACAGACUGUCCCAACCUUUACUGAUGGGGCAGGAGGAACAAGGAAGGGUUUCCAUCACCGCCCGUAGUGGACUGAUGUUUGCCCGAUGAUCCCGUUCGUUCUCAGCCUUAGAAUGUCAGGCAGCUGAGCCCACAAUUUUAUAACAGUUUUGCCAACCUAGACAAACCUCUCCCGCAAUACAACAAUGGAAUCAAGAAGUGAAUAUGCAUGUGACAAACAUGAUUUAAUUCCCAUUUUGCAAGUGACAAAGGGAACAUUUGAGCAUUGUGAAAGACUUAAAAUCGAGGCUAAGAUAAGAGAAUAUUCAGUCUUCCUAAAUGGCCUGGGCCUCCUGGUUAAUUAACUGGAAGAAUCCCACUCAUCUCUGAUGGUUUUAUUUAUGGUACCCAAGGCUUUCUAAAACCACAUCUGAUAAUGUGACAUCUGUGGUGGUGGCCAUUGUUCAGCAGUGGAAUAAUGUACUAUAGCUCUGAUCGACAUGCAUUAUUAUGUUGAGCUAGAUUGGAAGGAGGAGUUUGUACAAUACUCACUGUACAAACACAGUUACAUUUAAAGAUCAGGCAUCAUUCACACAACUUUUAUUCAUAAGUUGUGUGAGUGUUAAGACUUUUAUUUGAGAUGUUUCUAAAACAGGAUGUGCACAUUGUUCACGUGCUGGUUCGUUCUUAAAUAUUAAGGAUUUGAACAUGUUGUUUUGUGACUAGAAGUCUAGAACUGAAAGCUGCUAAUGACCAUGUUCAUGUACUAACUUAGUAAACUAAGUGUUAUUUGUAAAUUAUUGUUAUGGCAUUGAAAACUGUAACAAAUGCAGAUGAUAAUUUGGUGUGUGUGUGUGUGUGUGUGUGUGCGUGUGUGCAUGGUCACCUAAACAAUUCUUUACACAAACGAAAGCCAUACAACACUUGAAAGAUUGUUUUUCCAAAUCGCAUCCCCCCUUUUCAUUACGUAAAGCUCUGGUAUUGAUCACAGCGACAUGAAAUAAAAUGGAGCACCUUUUAAAUGUCAGCCAUCGUAAAUCUAUGCAAACAAACAUGACCAUUAUGUGUCUGUCUACUGCACAACGAGGAGACAUAGAAUGUGAAAAUAAACAAACAUCACUUAUGGGCCUCCCUCAUUGGAAUCUGACCGUUGAAGAUUCUGUGCUGAACAUACAGUACUUCUAGAUUUGGAGAGGGUGUCAUACUCCAAUGUGAUAGCACUAGUUAUCUCUUAACACUACCAUCUGAGUAUGCUUCCAGUCCUGUGCACAGAAUGAUGGUAUCUGACCUGCUUCCCCCACCCUCACAUCUUCACAACACUUAUGUUUUGUUACCCUUAAUAAAAAAAUGUUUUAUGUAGAA
This is a messenger RNA of Oncorhynchus masou masou (cherry salmon), 2888 nucleotides long. Its product is annotated as oxysterol-binding protein-related protein 2-like. The transcript is spliced from 14 exons. Gene Ontology annotation, molecular function: cholesterol binding. The coding region runs from base 172 to 1572 and encodes 466 amino acids. The record is from RefSeq and is a predicted model, not a curated record. Gene Ontology annotation, cellular component: cytosol; plasma membrane; perinuclear endoplasmic reticulum. Lineage: Eukaryota; Metazoa; Chordata; Actinopteri; Salmoniformes; Salmonidae.